Trichoderma virens Gv29-8 is the source of this 1991-nucleotide messenger RNA. RefSeq lists its product as uncharacterized. Lineage: Eukaryota; Fungi; Ascomycota; Sordariomycetes; Hypocreales; Hypocreaceae. Gene Ontology annotation, biological process: mitochondrial respiratory chain complex III assembly; protein insertion into mitochondrial inner membrane from matrix. The transcript has 4 exons. Bases 58 to 1740 code for a protein of 560 amino acids. Gene Ontology annotation, cellular component: mitochondrial inner membrane. The record is from RefSeq and is a predicted model, not a curated record. Gene Ontology annotation, molecular function: ATP hydrolysis activity; ATP binding.
GCAGAGAAUGAUGCGGGUGAGAGCAAUAGCCCAAACGUCCCAUUCUCUGCCGGCGGCAUGAUGGACACCAUUCUCACAACCACUGGCCAUGUAUCACCCCUUGCGCAACUUGUCGUCUUCUUUUAUAAGCUCCUAGGCACGCAAUUUGGUCUGGACCCGUCAAUGGUGCUGGCCAUUUUGGGAUUCAUAUGGGGCGCGUUAAAGAUCGGGUCGCAGAUUUACGAUUACUCCCAGCGAUUUGUUGACGAUUAUCUCAUAAAUAACCAAUACCUCAUGGCUCAGACUGUCUGGAAGACUGCGUGGGAAGAGGAAGAAGAGCUGGAAGACGCCUUGUUCUGGACGGAUGGUGGCGAAGUUAACGGUGGCAAUAGGAUGUACCUGAAUUUCGCCAACCAAGCAGCCAGAUCGAGCCCCAGGUUUGUUCCCGCUAUGGGUUCGACAGCAUUUUGGCAUAAGGGGACCUACUUUCGGGUUCACCGAAAAAAAGAGUCGUUCAUCAACACUCAUUCUUGGGGAGGCCCCAUGAAAGACUUGGAAGAGAUCAAGGUUUCUUGUUUUGGUCGUUCUAUAGAUCCAAUCAAGGAGUUACUUUCGGAUGCCAAGGCUCUUUACUACAACGACACUCGUCAAAAGACAACCAUCUAUCGUCCCAGAGUCAAGGAACAGAGAAGGGAUCAUAACAUGUGGCAGCAAGUAGCACGACGCCCCGUAAGGGCCAUGUCGACGGUUGUGCUCGACUCGAGCGAAAAGCAUGAUAUUCUGGCCGACGUGAACGAGUAUUUGCACCCCUGGACGCCGCGGUGGUAUGCGUCUCGCGGCAUUCCAUUGAGGCGUGGGUAUCUUUUCCAUGGGCCACCAGGUACCGGAAAGACGAGUUUCUCUUUCGCGCUAGCGGGCGUGUUUGGCAUCGACAUUUAUGUUAUUAGCCUGCAAGACGCCGGUGUAAACGAAGAAGAUCUUGCGACAUUGUUUACUAAACUGCCACGAAGGUGCAUUGUUCUUCUGGAGGACAUUGACACUGCAGGGCUACGACGAGAUCUUAGCUCUGAGAGUGACGAUAAGACAGAGAAUAGCGAAGACAAGGGCAAGAAGGAGAAGAAGGAGAAGAAGAAGAAGAAGAAGCAUAAUACCACAUCUGACACCAGUGACAGCGAGUCGGAGAGCGAGGUUGAAAUUAAACCGAAAAAGAGGGGGCUUAGAAAGAAGGAUGCCGCCAAGAAGAACCCCGUAGCUGUGGACGGCAUAUCUCUGUCUGGUCUCCUCAACGCCAUUGAUGGCGUUGCAUCUCACGAAGGCCGCGUCCUGAUCAUGACGACCAACAAGCCCGAGGCCCUGGAUGAAGCGUUGAUUCGUCCUGGCAGAGUAGACGUCCAAGUGAGAUUCAGCAAUGCUAGUAGCAUUCAAGCUGGAGAACUAUUCCAUCGGAUGUAUGAGGUAUCUCGCCAAAAUGAGACAACCAAGACGACAGUGGUGGGGGAGCUGCCAGAUAAGUCGAACGAACAGCCGGCGGCGAAGCACGAUGCCGAAGAGCUAGAAGAAAUCACAGCCGACGAGAUGAAGGAGAUUUCGGAAGAGUUUGGACGCCGGAUCCCAGAGGGUGUUUUCUCUCCCGCGGAGAUCCAGGGGUUCUUGCUCAAGCGCAAAAAGUCUCCGCGCCGAGCGUUGGAAGAAAUCUCAGAAUGGGUAGAAGCGACGAUGCGACAGAAGGAGGCGAAUUCUAAAGUCUCGACUAUGCAGUGAGCUGGACUGAGCUGGACUGAGCGAUAAGAUGCCAUCUUUAAGUAAGGAGGGGGUGCAACAACUGUGGGUUUCGCGGUUCAUGGGGAAAAACUCAUGUCAUAUCAUAUUGCAGUGUUUCAUUUCAAGUCACAGGUAUUUCGGUUGCUGUGGUGGGUUCUGUGUUGAGAGUCGAUCGCCUCCAUGUUACUUGCAUAGGCCGCUUUCGAUCGUUUUCAUAGUCUUGACCGCGAUAAUAAUUCAUCAUUGCUGAG